AUUGGCUGCUGAGAGCCCCGAGACGGCGGAAGGGUCGUGGAGGCCUUGGUGACGGGAGGCGGGGGGCGCGGGAAAGGACGCCGGGACCACGAGGCGGCAGCGGCGACUUUAGUGAGGCCCGGCCGGCGUGUGGCAGCAGCCAGGGAGCCUGAGGCCGGGGCAUCGUGCGCAGGCGCUACUCGGUUGGGCCGUGAACCGGCCGAGGCCUCGGCUGCAAGGCCUUCCCGAUGCCGGGUGGGGCUCUGCGGAGCAGAGCGGAGGCUGCGCACGGGCCUCGGGCGGGGUAGAAGCCCGGCGGGCCCGCUGCCCCGCGCGCGGUGGAUGGGGCGGCGGCGAUGGACGCCCUAGAGGAAGAGAGCUUCGCGCUGUCCUUCUCUUCCGCCUCUGAUGCAGAAUUUGAUGCUGUGGUUGGAUAUUUAGAAGACAUUAUCAUGGAUGAUGAGUUCCAGUUAUUACAGAGGAAUUUCAUGGACAAGUACUACCAGGAGUUUGAAGACACAGAAGAGAAUAAGCUCACCUACACACCUAUUUUUAAUGAAUAUAUUUCUUUGGUAGAAAAGUAUAUAGAAGAACAGCUGUUGGAGCGGAUUCCUGGAUUUAACAUGGCGGCUUUCACUACAACUUUACAGCACCAUAAAGAUGAAGUGGCUGGUGACAUUUUCGACAUGCUGCUCACGUUUACGGAUUUUCUGGCUUUUAAAGAAAUGUUUCUGGACUAUAGAGCAGAAAAAGAAGGCCGGGGACUGGACUUAAGCAGCGGUUUAGUGGUGACUUCAUUGUGCAAAUCAUCUUCUAUGACAGCUUCCCAGAACAAUCUGCGGCCUUAGGUCCCACCUCCAGGUAAUGGGAUCUUUCUAGACAUCACCAGCCCAAUAGACUGGGAGAGGCUUUGGCUGAUGAUGUCAGAAGAAUACAUCUUGGAAUGACUGACUCUGUUCUGCAACUCUUCGUUAAUGUUAAGUAUUGAUGGGUCAGAAGAAAAUGACCUGACCUUCGUGGGACACGUUCUUGUCUUCAGUAACCCUAGUACUCCUCCCUGAGUAGACACCUCUUUCAGGAGCUUCUGAGUCUGGCUCCUGCACCAAGCCCAAGUCCAGCAUUCCACCUGGGGGGGCACUUCCCCAGCAUACGUGUUGGUGUGUCCAUGUUGGAAGAGCCCACCAUCACCAACUCUCUUGGCCCAGCAGGCCUUGCAUGUCCCACCAGGCUUUCUGUGCACUCACAGCUUUUCAUAUGGGUCAGAGUUUCAGUCCUGCAGCCUCUGGGCUUUUUGACUGGGAGUAUUUAUCUAGGGUUUAACGCAAGCUAGGUGCCCAUCCCGAGAUUUCUGAAACUCCUACUAUCACAGAUAGUCUUGGCUGUAGGAAUCGACUUAGAGAGUUGUCCUUUACCUAAAAAGGUACUUGUGAAAAUCAGUUCCUAGUCUUAUAUGUACAGUCCUUGUAUCACUUCACUGUCUUCUCCUGGUCCUGAUGUAGUCCCAUUGUUUCUAUAACUCGUUUUUAUGUUUUUGAAAACACAUUUUUAUAGAUGAAUACUCAGGCUAACCUAGUGGAUAUAAUCUUGGAACUUCCAUGAUUACCCACUUAAAGAUCAAAGUAUUAUAUUGCUGUGUGCUUUUUAGCUGUUAGUGCUAUGAAAGCAAAAAUGCUUUCUAUGUUGGUGUUCCUAUUUUACUGGGCACCAAUGAAUGUAUGCUGGAAGUAGUCUAAAAGGUUUCCUUUUCUUAGAGCAUGUUAGAGUUUGUGUAGGUUUGCUUAAAACCCUUUCUAUGGGUCUUCCCUGGUGGUGCAGUGGUUGAGAGUCCGCCUGCUGAUGCAGGGGACACGGGUUCGUGCCCUGGUCUGGGAAGAUCCCACAUGCCACGGAGCAGCUGGGCCCGUGAGCCAUGGCCGCUGAGCCUGCGCGUCCGGAGCCUGUGCUCCGCAACCGGAGAGGCCACAACAGUGAGAGAGGCCCGCGUACCGCAAAAAAAAAAAAAAAAAACCUUUCUAUGUAAAACAGCUCCUUAGGUUUUCUGUUGGGGUGGGGGCUCUGCACUUCCUUCUUGCUGUCAAAAUAAUCCCACCAAGAUCGUGUUCCACUGGGCUAGCUCAGUAGGAGAUAGCAAACAGCUUUACUGGUCAUCUGUCUGCUUGGAUUUAGUACACUGGUUUAGUACAAUGUUUGAUAGAACAUUACUGACCAGAAAACAUGUAUGUCACCUCUCUAGAAAGAAAAACUAUAGUAGUUCAAUUCCCAAUGUGUACCUUAGUUGUUUUUUUGUUGUUGUUUUUAUUUUUAAAGUAAAAAUAAGAAUCUCUACUGACUUUUCACUUGGCUGUUCUGGUUUUAAAAGAUGAGCUAGCUGUAGGCUGUGCGUUUUUUUGUACCAACGUGGCGCUUAUUAAAUACUUUCGUACCAUGAGUAAAA
Messenger RNA from Mesoplodon densirostris (Blainville's beaked whale), 2413 nucleotides. RefSeq names its product ADP ribosylation factor like GTPase 2 binding protein (gene ARL2BP). Gene Ontology annotation, cellular component: mitochondrial intermembrane space. The coding region runs from base 336 to 827 and encodes 163 amino acids. The record is from RefSeq and is a predicted model, not a curated record. The transcript has 6 exons. Gene Ontology annotation, biological process: positive regulation of tyrosine phosphorylation of STAT protein; maintenance of protein location in nucleus. NCBI's taxonomy places the organism in Eukaryota, Metazoa, Chordata, Mammalia, Artiodactyla, Ziphiidae.